Molecule: messenger RNA, 1260 nt
Organism: Alternaria burnsii
Lineage: Eukaryota; Fungi; Ascomycota; Dothideomycetes; Pleosporales; Pleosporaceae
Exons: 2
Coding region: 1-1260 (419 amino acids)
Source: RefSeq, a predicted model, not a curated record
AUGUCCUUCGUCACUGGCGCCGACUCUGACUUGUUGAGAGGACGCUCAGACGAAUACACCAGCAGCACAGAAAAGACCAACGCCGCUACAUACACGCCAGAGAAGACGUCCAAAGACGCUCGUUUCAAGAAGGACAAAAACCAGGCAAUGGGAGAUCGAAAUCUCCGAAACACUAGAUCUACCCAGACCAGCCCAACUACCGAGAAGGAAGCAUCUGCAUCGAGCGAAUCAAGCAUUUCCACAUCAACGGCUGAUUCCAGUGAAGGUGUUAUCACAGGGUCAGUAUCACCGACCAAGGCCGGCCGUGCAGACAGGGAUGCCCAGAACUUUGUUGUCCGGUCGAAAGAUCCCCGCGCCGUGACCGAGAAGGAUUUAUCACAAGGCAAGAAGCGCCCAGCAGAUGAAAAGAAGGGCGGUCGAGCAAAGCGUCAAGUCCGGUCCUCUCAGGAGCUAGGUCUGACCUACAACAGCAUCAAGGCUAUUAAUAUGCCUCCUCGCCCCGGUCAAGUUCCUGGCCAAGUUCCUCCCGCACCUGUCUUUGGUACUUUUCCCUUUGGUGACACAGAAGAUCAUCAGAACAGCAUGAUCAUCUACUGGCUGGAUGAUCUGGAGAACACAUAUGCGAAAACGACUGAGCUGUACAACGAGACGUUUCCAAAUGAUAAGGUGACUGAUGAAGCUGUACGUCGUCGUCACAUUAGAUCUUUGGAGCGGCUUCAGAAGCGCUACGGUGCAAAGCCUGUGGCGCAGAUUGGUAUAGUCGGCAAGAAUAUCGCGAGGCGUGGUAGGCCGCGUGCACCACGUCUGAGUGGUAUCGAGCCUGAGAAUGAUCCUCCCGACGCUGCUUCUCCAUCUGAAGAGCAAAUCGAAAGCGAUGUUUCCGCCCCUGAAGAUAAUUUGGCUCCUACAUUUCCGUCUCCUCCAAAGGGUAGCCUGGCCAAAGCUACGAAUCAGGCACAACGCGAGAAACGGAACCACCGGGGCCAUGAGUUCGACAAGGCUUGUAUCGUUGUUUGGCACGACGCUGAUAAGAUGUCGUUCAAGGACAUCCGCACGAGACUCGACAACGAGCGUGGAUGGUCACUGGGUGAGCCCACGGUCAAGAAGGAGUACACGAGGGCUCGUGCUCGCAUCUGGGGCACGGCUGCACCGGACAUGGCUACUGAAGAGGACGAAAAUGGAAAAAGAGAUGUGACUGAAGACGGUGAAGGAGAAGACGUUGAAAUGAAGGAGGACUUGAUUGAACAGGAUGAGACAUGA